GCUGGUAAGUAGGAGGGUCCAAAGAAAGUCCCUCUACACUGCAUAGGCCAAGAUUACUACUUUUUGGUUAUUGUGUUCUUCGUGUUUCUCGGCUCCUCUCACAGAUGGCUCAGAAGUUAUUGAAUCGACCAAUAAAUUUUAUGCGACAAUUUGAAAGAGGAAAUCACGUAAAAUAUCGAAGGUCUUAUCACAGAAAAUUCAAAGCAAUUGAUGGCCAUGUCGAUUUGAAAAACCCCAAGUUUCGCGCCCAGCUGAAGGAAAAUGAAAGUCUAGAGACGGAAUACGUUGCAAAGAUUGAAAAAUGCAGACUUGGUGGAGGUCAAAGAGCAAUAGAACGCCAUAUUAAUGUUAAUAAGAAAAUGUUGGUACGAGAAAGGCUUUCGAAAUUGUUGGAUGAUGACUAUCCUUUCCUUGAAUUAGCACCGUUAGCAGGCCACAAUCUUGAAUAUGGAGAUGUUCCUGGUGCUGGAAGUGUUGUGGGCAUUGGCUCAAUAAGUGGGCAGCUUUGUAUCAUAACGGCAAAUGAUGCCACUGUCAAAGGGGGCGCCAUUUAUCCUAUUGGUGUGAAGAAGCAGUUGCGUGCUCAAGAAAUUGCAUUGGAAAACAAUCUCCCAUGUGUUUAUCUUGUAGAUUCAGGGGGUGGAUUUCUUCCAUUGCAGUCAGAAAUUUUCCUGCCAGGAGGAAGAACGUUUUAUAAUGAAGCAAUAAUGUCAUCACUGGGCAUUCCUCAGGUCUGUGUUGUGGCUGGUUCUUGUACUGCUGGUGCAGCAUAUAUACCAACAAUGGCAGAUGAAACUGUGAUAAUUGAUAAGAUUGGCUCCUUAUUUCUUGGUGGACCACCCUUAGUUCAAGCAGCAACAGGAGAGAUCAUCACUCCAGAAGAGCUUGGUGGUGCUACAGUACAUUGCAAAGUCAGUGGUUGUACUGACUAUUUUGCUGAGUCUGAAGAGGCUGCCAUUGACGAUUGUAAAGAUAUAAUGGCAUCACUUAAUAUGCCAUCUUAUCUUAAAGAUUCACACUUUUAUGAAGAGCCAAUGUAUGACCCAUAUGAACUCAGGGCAAUUGCCUUGCCUUUUCCAGAUAAGUCAGAUUUACAACUGCACGGAAUUAUGGCUCGUAUAUUUGAUGGUAGCAGGUUCAGGGAGUUCAAACAAUCAUUUGGACCAACUCUGGUGACAGGAUUCGCCCAUUUGCAUGGCAUCCUUGCCGGUGUUGUGGCAAACAAUGGCCCUUUGAUGUCAAAUGCUUGUUUGAAAGGGGCACACUUUGUUGAAUUAUGCUGCCAAAGGAAUAUUCCAAUAAUUUUCUUACAAAAUGUUGUUGAUCCGGUAAAUUUGUCUUUGGAAGAUGCAGCUACUCUUUUGAAGGAAAAAAGCAAAAUGAUGUCGGUUAUUGCAAACUCUAAUGUUCCUAAAAUAACUGUAGUUAUUGGCAAUAGCUAUGGAAUGGACAAUUUUGCAAUGUGUGGGCGCUCCAUGAGCCCACGGUUUAUGUUUCUUUGGCCUGCUGCAAAGAUUGCAUUAAUGGAUCCUAAUAAUGGUGGAGCCAAGGAGAAUGGCAUGGAUCAGAACUUAAUUUCACUUCUGGAGGCCCAAAGCUCCGCAUACUUUAGCACAGCAAGACUUUGGGAUGAUGGAAUAAUUCUUCCUCAGGAUACCCGUAGGGUAUUAGCACUUUGUCUGAAAGCAUCAUUAAAACAUCAAAAGAUUGGUUUUUCCGCCAAAAGUGUUUUGAGAAUGUAAAGUGGAAACUAGAUGCAUAAUUGAAAUCGUACAUUUUUAACAAUAUUUGUUACCUGGAUUUUCAAACUUAAA
This is a messenger RNA of Rhopilema esculentum, 1814 nucleotides long. RefSeq lists its product as uncharacterized. Gene Ontology annotation, cellular component: mitochondrion; methylcrotonoyl-CoA carboxylase complex. Gene Ontology annotation, molecular function: methylcrotonoyl-CoA carboxylase activity. The record is from RefSeq and is a predicted model, not a curated record. Gene Ontology annotation, biological process: L-leucine catabolic process. NCBI's taxonomy places the organism in Eukaryota, Metazoa, Cnidaria, Scyphozoa, Rhizostomeae, Rhizostomatidae.